AUGGAGGAAACAAAAGAUACUUUAAAAAAAGAUGAUGGACCCAUAGAAUCUGAUAAAGCAUCUAUUUCGGGUGGUAGUCCAGAAUCUGGGUUAGAACGAAGUAAUGAAACUUGUGAGGUGCUGCUCGCCAUGACUAUUGGCCUGCAGGCACUUCGAUUCGAUCUAUCAAAGGAGAACGCAGUCCCGAAGAUCAAACUUCACUUUCAUCCACGCGACACAAGUGAGGUGUGCACACAGAUAUGUAAAGAAAUAAUUCAUUGUACUUUAAAUAAUAAAUGUGAAGAAAAGCGUAAAGAUGUAAAGCAGUUAAAUUUUGAGUGCGGGCAGUGUGGAACAAAGAAGACCCCUCUGUGGCGCAGGCAUGGUGAUCAGAUGGUUUGCAAUGCGUGCGGUCUUUAUAUUCGGACACACGGGGGAAUGUCCAGGCCAAAAAAGCUUUUUAAGAACAAUCGAAAAGAUAAAAACGAAGAGGGGCCCGAAGAACCAAUUGCAAAGCAAGAUUCUAAUAAAUGA
Molecule: messenger RNA, 513 nt
Organism: Nematocida ausubeli
Lineage: Eukaryota; Fungi; Microsporidia
Exons: 1
Coding region: 1-513 (170 amino acids)
Biological process (GO): negative regulation of transcription by RNA polymerase II; positive regulation of transcription by RNA polymerase II
Molecular function (GO): DNA-binding transcription factor activity, RNA polymerase II-specific; RNA polymerase II cis-regulatory region sequence-specific DNA binding; zinc ion binding
Source: RefSeq, a predicted model, not a curated record